AUGACGGAGGGAGGAGGCGGAGGGGGCGGAGGCCCAGGCCCAGUGGAGAGACCGUCUGAAAACACGUACACAUCUCGACUGGCUCUCCAACACUGGGCUCAGUCUCCGCUAAAGAAAAAAAAAAAAAAGUAAGAAAAGUUUGUUGGAGCGGCUCGGGCUCCGCGCUGCCACGUGAGGAAAGAGAGAGAGAGAGAGAGACAGAGAAAGACAUACACAGAGAGAGAGACGGAGAGAGAGAGAGACAGACAGAGAAAGACAGACAGAGAGACAGAGACACAGACACACAGAGAGAGACAGAGACACAGGGAGAGAGACGGAGAGAGAGAGAGAGAGAGAGAGAGGGAGGGAGAGAGAGAGACGACCCGUCGAGACGACUUCCUGGAGCGACCUUGUACAGAAAAAAGGGAAAGUCAAAACAAAGACGACCCGCCAUAACCCGUCCGGAGAAAAGUCUCGUGAACGCGAAGAAGGAAGAGCUUAGCAACCGAGUCCCACUUCCUGGUAGAGAAUUUGCAUGAAGGCAACACAACGAGAGUGAAAGUGACAUAGAACAGAGAAGUUGUGAACAGGAGAAAGACUGACCAGCCAAGACGUCGAGGAGCUCCUACCGCUGUCGCGUGGAUGUGGUUAUCGAAACCACUGCAGCCAGAUAUGGGCCACAACUCGCUGGCUAACUUCCAGAUUGAGAAGAAGAUUGGUCGUGGGCAGUUCAGUGAGGUGUACCGGGCGAGGUACCUGCUAGACAACACAUCAGUGGCCCUGAAGAAGGUUCAGAUAUUCGACUUGAUGGAUGCCAAAGCUCGGCAAGAUUGCAUCAAAGAGAUAGAUCUCCUUAAGCAAUUGAACCACCCCAACGUGAUAAAGUACCACGCAUCCUUUAUUGAGGACAAUGAGCUAAACAUAGUCCUGGAGUUAGCGGAUGCUGGGGACCUCUCACGUAUGAUCAAGCACUUUAAGAAGCAGAGGAGGCUCAUCCCAGAGAGAACAGUGUGGAAGUACUUUGUCCAACUCUGCAGUGCGCUUGAACAUAUGCACUCCCGGAGAGUCAUGCACAGAGAUAUCAAGCCAGCCAAUGUAUUCAUCACAGCCACAGGAGUAGUGAAACUAGGAGACUUGGGACUGGGACGAUUCUUCAGCUCCAAAACAACCGCUGCUCAUUCGCUAGUGGGUACUCCUUACUACAUGUCACCAGAGAGGAUACAUGAAAACGGAUACAACUUCAAAUCUGACAUCUGGUCGCUAGGAUGCCUGCUCUAUGAGAUGGCAGCCCUACAGAGCCCGUUCUAUGGGGAUAAGAUGAAUCUUUACUCCCUUUGUAAGAAGAUAGAACAGUGCGACUACCCCCCUCUUCCCUCAGAUCACUACUCAGAGGACCUGAGGAACUUGGUAGAUAUGUGCAUCAACCCCGACCCGGAGAAGAGGCCGGACAUCACCUACGUGUACGACAUCGCCAAACAAAUGCAGAACCUCACACAGGGCAGCUAAACCCAGAGUUACACGCAAACCAGAGUUCCCCCACCCCGCCUCCUCGCUUUUCAUGCUGGACUUGUACACAUCUAUCAGCUUUUAUACAAUAACUUACUCCAGAGUUUAGCUCCUCAUGAUAAGUAGUAACGUGUAACAGAUUUUUAUUUCCAGAGUCAUGGUACAGUACAGUCUACAAACCUGACUGACAUACAAACCAUUUCUGCUCCCAGGAUAAAGGUUAUAGAGAUUAUGAAUUUUUUUUCUUUUGUCGGAAUGACCUCCCAUUCCUUAGACUUGUGUGUGUGUUACAGUGCUGAAAAAUCAGUGUCUGAUGUGUUUGUUGCUGUGGCUUUAAAAAGCGUGUCCGUUGUAUUUUCAUGUAGUGAACUAAAGCCAUUCUUCCACAGAUGCUGUUCAAAGCAGAUUUACUAGAAAAUGCUAAGAAAAAAAAAUCGAGAAAAGAGAGUAAUCUAAGGUGUUGCCUAAUGUCCUCAAACAAUUCAUCAAUGCAAAUAUUAUUAAAAAUGACCUUGUCUUGAUGUGUCCCGUGUGCCCUGUGGUCGGCAAAUGGCACAAAAAUAAGAAGAGACACCACGAAAAGGGUUAAGGACAACAGUAACUCAUGAAGUGUUGUUGUGUUGCACUUUUCAUCCUGAUGAGGGGACGGGCUGCCAGGGUGAUCGUGUCUAAUGAAUGUAAUGGGAAAGGAAGGAUCAUCGAGAGGGUAAGACUUGAGAUGAGCUGGGGGAAGAACAUGGGCAAACGUCUGCACAACACUUUGGAUGUAAGUCGUGUCGACACCCGUGUAUUGUCUCUGAAAAGCUCAGAAUGUCUCUGGGUCUUUUGUUCUUUUUUUCUUGACAGUGAGUGGUAGAAACGGUAACGGAAGCAGUUUUACAUCUUCUGUUUACCUUCGUCACUGACACCAAAAUAUCUCCUCCCUGGUGCAGCUUCAGCAAAAUCUAAUGUCAUUACACAGCACGAGUUCUUCUUCCUCUUCAUGGACGGUAAACAUCACGAUGAAGAGACAAGAAACAAGAAAAAAAAGUUCAAACCGUUUCUUUCCAUCAUGGUCCAGAAGAUCCGUUUGACCCACCGGCUUGUUAAUGUUGCCGUGUCCGCUUGCCGUGCGUGGGCCUCGUUCAGUAACAUUAAUAUGUGAUAUAAAAGACGGCAGAUCCGUGCCCUCGUGUAAUAUUUCAUGAGAAAAUCACAGCGUGCCUCCGUAAAAAACUUCUGUCUUCAGCCGAGACACUAGAGAAGAAAGUCACAGAUGUGAAGAGAGAACAGUUUAUACACGGCAUAUCUUAGAUAUCGUUUAUGAAAAGUUUAUUACGGACAGAAAACACAAAUCAAAGAAACAAGCACCAAUAAGAGUUUUUACUGUACAGUACAUUAUGGAGAAUUUCCUAUGGUUUUAAUACUGUGGGGUUUUAGUGACCCUUCAUCAAUUUGGAGGGAACAGUGAUAUAUAUAUAUAUAUAUAUAUAUAUAUAUAUAUAUAUAUAUAUAUGUAUUAAUAACAGGAUUAGGUUUACAACAGUGGGUCACAAAUGACCUCCACUGACUAUCACUGGUUUACACAAUGAUGGCGAUUAACACGUGAACGGUAUCGUAUGUAAACAAUAAUUGGUAACGCUUUAUUUCAGUGUCUUAUGAAUGCGUCUUUUAACAUGAUCAGAUAAACCUGUUAACUGUUCUGUCGAAUUAUUGUACAUGUAUGUUCUUGUUGUUUCCCCCUUUACUUCAUUAACAUCUGAUACUAUUAACAAAUGUGUUUAAUACAAAGUCAAAGCUUCUAGAUGAAAAUAAGUUAUUUUAUUAUGGUUAACAGAAUAUUUUGAUAGUGUGUUGCUACUAGAGACGUGCAAAUACAGUGUUUGCAAUUUUUGUUGGCAGUUGUCUUUCAUUUUUUUCUUUCAUAUCACCUUUCUCUUCCACAGCAGUCAUUUUGUUUUGUUUUUUUAUUUCAGUUACUAUAUUCAUUUUUCACCUACAGUACUGUUUACUGUUCAUCCCUAUGCGCUCUGAACAAGCCCGUCUGUAUAGCUCCCAAACCUUUCAGUAUUUUGUUCUGAUUUCAGGGGAGUCAUUGCGUUAAAGCACUUUCUAUAAGUUUUGCUUUGCCAUACAGAAUUCGCUUCAGAAAUCGUUUGUAUUUAAAAGCAAAAUACCCCAAAAAUUAUCCUCCAGGGGCUUAAUUGCAAUAUUCAAUUAAGUAUAUUUAACUAAAGCAUCUGCUUUUGCAUUAGCUUGAAAGAUUGAUUUACGUUUACACCCUCUCACAACUUCCGAAGCCACAUAGUCGGUUAUAGUUAUUUUAUCUUUUACACUCCACAUUAGGGGGGUUGUUCUUUACACACAGUGCUAUGUCACUUUAACAGUUACUACGACUAUGUCUUCAUAGGAAGUGUUUUUCUCUCCAUGUGCAGUGCUCUGGUAUGUCCCUAUGUGCUUCUCUGUUCUUUUCCUUUUUUUUUUUACCUCUGCUCACCGUUACUCUACUGCGCACUCCAUCGAGUCCAGGUGGCUUCCCAGAAAGUGAAAUAUUGGCAAUUGAUAUUUAUUGUUCUGGUAGUCUGGUGGUUUUUCUGAGCAUUUCGUGUCAAAUCUGAGAACCAUCAUCACAAAUGCCGUGUAUGCUAACUGAAUGCAAUAAAGCUUUUGAAAUGUU
This is a messenger RNA of Scophthalmus maximus (turbot), 4141 nucleotides long. It is a transcript of the gene nek7, whose product is annotated as NIMA-related kinase 7. Bases 622 to 1485 code for a protein of 287 amino acids. The record is from RefSeq and is a predicted model, not a curated record. Gene Ontology annotation, molecular function: protein kinase activity; ATP binding. Lineage: Eukaryota; Metazoa; Chordata; Actinopteri; Pleuronectiformes; Scophthalmidae. The transcript is spliced from 10 exons. Gene Ontology annotation, biological process: protein phosphorylation.